CUUCUCCCUCCCUUCUCUGGUUCUUCUUGCACGCUGCUGCCCAAUGCUCUAUCAUGUAGCCGGGUCUUCCCGACAGUUUUGAUUAUCUGGUGCUAGAGAACACAAAGAUUGAUUUAUCCGAGCGCAGGCAGCCGCCCAACCGACUUACAUUCACAGCCUGACUGACUGACUGAUUGAUUCCCGGCCAGCCUGAAACCGGAUAGGGGCAGCAGCAAAGCAUACUAGCUGACAUAGCCCGCCGCCGUGUUGGCGCAUCCUCAGCCCAUCAACCACAUUCCUCCACCCACCGUCGUUCUUCACUAAAUCGUCUAGUCCCUUUGUUCCUACAGGCCAGCGCGGUCGCCUCGUGGAUCGCACCCAUGCGUGCCAUGUCCGCCGCGUCAACGGCCACCACUGCGACCUCCGACCCCCCGGAUUCCGGGCCCAACUUGUCCACGUCGCAGCUCUUCUCCCCUCCUCCUCCUCCUCCACCACCCGCUCUGUCUAUCUCCGCUGCCGACCAGGCCACACCGCGACGAAUCAAGUCCAAGUCAUCCCUACGCAGCCUUCGCAGUCUGGGGAGUAGCAGCCAUCACGAAGACGACGCCGACGAAUCUCACGAACCUGGUUCCGACAAGUCGCUCAUCCGCCCGUCCAUCCUCCGCCGCUUAUCCCCCGGCCUCGCCGCCCGCGUCAAGUUACUAGACGGCAGCCACAAAUCUAAUAGUCCCUCUCGCAUCGCCAGUGCAGUGGGUCGGAUUCCGGAGGAACACAUCAAGGAGCUCGACAGUUUACACCAGAAUUUAUCGAUCAAAGUCGAAAAGAGAGGUCGCGCGUGGAAUGCUAUCCCACGGCUGCACAAGGACAAGAAACAGCAGAGUGCUUCCGCAUAUUUAGAAGUCCCCGAUCCAGAGCUACCGGAAGAAAUCCCAGAGGAGCUAGAGGAGGCACCGACACCCCAUUCGGAUCGUCUAUUGGAUCUACUUCUGGGCCAGGAGCAACCGGAGCAACCGGAGCAACCGGAGCAACAGGAGCCACCAGAGCCGACACUUACAGAAGAGGUCAUUGAGAAGGUGAUUGAAGAGGAGCCGGAAGAGGAGCCAGAAGAGGAGCCAGAAGAGCAGAAAGAGCCUACGCUCACAGAACAGGUGACCGAGGAGCAGGCUAAGGUAGUGGAAGAGGUUGAGGAAGAGCCAGUCAUGUCUCUUGUGCAGCAUGCUCCGGUACCACUGGUCCCCGGGCCAGCCACGCAGUCUAAUUUAUCCAACCAGACAGAUUACGAGAAAUACAUCCAGAGCACCAGUGACCGCGAGUCGCAUCCCCCUCCUCCCCCGCCGAAAGAGUAUUCGCGCCCGACGUCAACCACCUCAUCGAACUCGCAAUCCUACUUCAACCCUCUGGGCCUACAACGCACCGAAUCGGUUUUCUCCUUCUCGCGCGCCUCGUUUAGCAAUCAACUCGCCCAGCUCACGUCCAUCUCCCUCCCGCAACCCGCGUCCCUCGAGGCUAGUAUUUCCUCGAUCCCAACCGCCCCGGUGGCGGUCCGGGCGCUGACCGGGGCUGCCGAGCAAAUCCAGAUCUGGGUUAAGAAGGCAUUCGACGUGCUAGGCGGGCUGGAUGCGGAAGACGAGGUGGAGUGGGCGGCCGCAGCCGGACGAGAGGGUUUAGAGGGGGUGGACGCAGCGAUCAACCGGUUUGAGAGCUUAAUCAAUGUCUACGUCCGGGCGAUCGAAGCCGUCCAACUGCGCGACGACAUUGGCAACGUGAGCACCGACAGCCUCCAGACGAUCGUGGUGCAGAUGGACGCCAUCAUCCAGAGCUGGGCACAAAUCAAGCGUCGACUGCGGGGGGUCAAAGAACAGGUGGAGCUGGCGAUGGAGUGGGAGGAGCUGUGGGCGAACGUCUUGGGCGAUGUUGGGGCCGAGGUGGAGAGCCUUGGUGAGCUGAUCUUUGAGAUGGAAGAGAAACGGCACUGGACGCUCGCUGGCGAGCAGGAUUCCAGUGCCUCGGGACUUGACAUCAACGAACUGGAGACCAUCGUGGAAGAGACCCCGUCGAAUCGUCGCAUGCUGUCCAGCAAGCGGCUCAGCAUCGAUCCCAUCCUCACUGGGCCGCCCGCCAUCGACACGCCCGUCAUCCAAACUCCGCACGACGACACGAACCACUCGAACCUGAUCGCGCUAUUUGCGCGGAUCCAACCGUUGCGAGCCUCGCUGGAUUUCUUGCCCAUGCGGCUGUCCAUGUUCCAGUCGCGGGCCGAGAAGAUCUUUCCCAGUGCGUGCCAGGACCUCGAGCGCCGGCGCGAUCAGCUCGAAGCGCGUUACAAGACGCUGGAGGCGGAUGCAGAGGCGCUGCAGAAGGAGUUGAACGAAGACCGCUGGAUCCUGGUGUUCCGCAAUGCGGGCGGGCAGGCGCAGAAGAUGUUUGAUUCCGUCGAGCGGAGCAUCGCCAAGUUGCAGGAGGCGAUUGAGACGGGCGCGCAUAUCCACGAUGCGCCCCUCUUUACGAAGCGGAUUGAGAGCUACGAGGCGAAGAAGCAGCACUACGUGGCGGCGAUCGAACGGGUUGUCGGGAUUAUCCGCAAGGGCGUCAACGACCGACUCACGGUGAACGGGGAGACUCUCCGGCUGUUGUCGGACAUGACCUCGCGGGUCGACGCGUUGAAGGCGAGUAUCCGGGCGAUGGACGACUGGCUGGAGGACAUCAACUUUGUCCGAUCGCAGCAUCUCCGGGACUCGAUCUCCAGCAUUGUGACGAUGGACAGCCCUCUCACCGGCAGUGUGGCCGAUACGCCCGGCAGUUCUCCGGCCUCGUCAGUGGUCAUGACGCCUGCCAACCCUCACAAGGGGUCUGGGAUGCCCUUGGGGUCGUCCAGCCGGCGAGGCAGCUCGGUCAGCUCGGCAGCGCGCACGACGAUGUCGAAGAUGCGCCGGUAUUCGGGCAUCCCGCAGGCGGCGGCGACGCUGACGAGCAAGAAAUCGUCUCUCCCCAAGGCCACGCUCACGGCACCGUCGCCUGGUCGAGCCGGAGCCGUCACCCCCACGCCCGCCACGCGCAAGUCGGCGCGGCCGAUGCAGACGCCCUCGGCCUUGAGCAACCGCCCGCGGUGGAACUCGAGCACCAAUACCAACGACCUAUACGGCAAGCCCCAACCCUCGCCGGUCCGCAAACCUGCGUCGAGCCGGCCCGCAUCCACCGUGCCGUUCCGGCGCGACCUGUCGAUGUCCCCGGGACCGAUGACUGCGCGGUCCCUGAGCCGAGUAUCCAGCCGGCUGGCCUCGCGCAGUCCGGUGCGGCAGGGCUCGCCGACUCCCGGGGGGUCGCUCCUGGAUCCUCCGCCGUACAGUAAGCUCCGGCGACCGGACGGGAUGUCCAAUGCGCCGCGCAGCCGGCAGAGCUAUGCGGGGCUGUCGUUCAGCCGCAGUGUGUCGCACGACUAUGACCGGGGCCUGGCGAGUCCGACCAAGGCGCCGCGGCCAGGGACGGCGCUGGGCCAUUCGGCCAACCGGCGGAUCAGUUUGAUUCCGUUACCGAAGCACAAGGAGACCCCGCACAGCAAGCUCGGGGAGCGGCCGCCGUGGCGGUAUUCAGGGCGUUGAAGCAUUUCCGGGGUUUUUGAUUUAGCAUUUCCGUUUUCUCGCAUUACUACACUCAUGUACUAUGCAUUGGCAUUGCGGUUGGGAGCCAGUGGUGUCAUUACCGAUUGCUUGAUGCCGGUUGUUAGAUUGAUUCCCCACUCGCAUUGAUUUAGCGGAGUACUUUGACAGGGCAUGUAUUUGGCGGUAAUAUCUAUCUAUGGAAUGUGAUUGAGCGUUUAGACCAGGGAUCUUCCAAUGAUGAGAGCAUCGACGAGGUCGGGGCUGUUCGCCAGACGCGCGGC
This is a messenger RNA of Aspergillus ibericus CBS 121593, 3859 nucleotides long. Its product is annotated as KAR9 family protein. Bases 360 to 3578 code for a protein of 1072 amino acids. The transcript has a single exon. Gene Ontology annotation, biological process: mitotic spindle orientation checkpoint signaling; nuclear migration along microtubule; establishment of spindle localization. The record is from RefSeq and is a predicted model, not a curated record. Lineage: Eukaryota; Fungi; Ascomycota; Eurotiomycetes; Eurotiales; Aspergillaceae. Gene Ontology annotation, cellular component: mating projection tip; spindle pole body; cell cortex.